UUAUGCGGGGGGCGGAGCUGAAGACCUUCGACGGAACAGCUGAGAACACACAACAAACACUGGAGUUGUGGAUUUACGUGUGUAAGCAUUUUUGUGCAGAGAACCAAAGUCUUCAAGACCACACAUCAAAUUAGUUGUCUGAGCUUAGAAAUUAUGCUUUUAUGCAAGUAAAGUCAGGUCAUCUUUGGAAUUCUGAUAUCAUUACAGCCACAAAAGGAAAUGAGACUCCAGUUUGCUUUUCAAUGACAUCACGUGUGGGCCUCUGCCUGAAGAAGAGACGUUAAGGAUGUCUGCAGAGGAAAACAGUGAUAUUCGCAAUUCCAAAAAAGAAUCUUUACUGUCAGGUUUGCUAACUGCUGUUCAAGGAUGCCAGGUGCGAUUUGGAGGUCGAGCAGAAUUGGCCACCGAAACAGAUGAAAGAGUGGCUUCUCUCUGCACCAGCUUGGAAUCAGCACUCUCCUAUGGACUCAAGCCCAGAUCUCCAAACAGAGGUUUAGCAGCUAUUAAGCAAGUUAAAGACAUAGUAACCUCAGGUCUCAAUCUACACCUUACACUACCUGGAGGAGAUACAGAAGCUCCAGUCCUUUGGUGGUAUGUACGAGAACUUUUAACACGUCAUGAAUAUGAACGAUUUUUGCUUUUGAAGAAUGUUAACACGGACCUCGGCAGGGGAAGGGCAUGGAUUCGAAGCUUAUUGAAUGAGCAUUCCCUUGAGCGUUACAUGCAUAUACUGGUUUGCGAUGAGAAGCUUCUGCUGCAGUGGUAUGAACCGUGGGCAUUACUCCGUGACAUGGAGAGGGCAGCAAUGCUACCAAACUUAGCUGCAG
This is a messenger RNA of Penaeus vannamei (Pacific white shrimp), 827 nucleotides long. The record is from RefSeq and is a predicted model, not a curated record. Lineage: Eukaryota; Metazoa; Arthropoda; Malacostraca; Decapoda; Penaeidae.